Phytophthora nicotianae INRA-310 is the source of this 702-nucleotide messenger RNA. RefSeq lists its product as hypothetical. NCBI's taxonomy places the organism in Eukaryota, Oomycota, Peronosporomycetes, Peronosporales, Peronosporaceae. The record is from RefSeq and is a predicted model, not a curated record. The coding region runs from base 1 to 702 and encodes 233 amino acids. Gene Ontology annotation, molecular function: DNA binding. Gene Ontology annotation, biological process: DNA recombination; DNA integration. The transcript has a single exon.
AUGCUACUACAAGGUAUCAAGCGACUUUCGGAUCCUAAACGCAAGAAGCAACCAAUUACUAUGCCAUUCCUCCGUCUACUGCACCGCACUCUCGAUGUAUCCCGACCGCGGCAGCGCCUGUUGUGGGGUAGCAUACUCAUUGGAUACUUCUUUAUGCUCCGGAGAUCGGAGUACUUACUGAUCGGGUCCACUCGAUACUUCUACUGUCUCAAGGCCAGUAACGCCUACUUCUCAGAUAAGGACGGCAAGGCAGUGAAGUACGCGCUAGCGACAUCAGUAACAAUCGGGCUUGAAGGUGCCAAGAACGACCAGUACGGCCGCGGAGCCUGGCGGACGAUGCACGCGUCCGGUGAUCCUGUGAUAUGCCCACUACUCGGUCUCUACAACAUCAUUCAAGCUCGAAUAGACCUCAAGAUGCGAUCAGAGCCUCAUUUAUGUGGAAAUCUCAGCGCGAGAACAGUGUCGAAAGCCCUCAAGCGGAUAGCAGUGCGAGCCGGCGUCUCACCUCGAGCGUACGCGACUCACUCAAUUCGAAUUGGCGGUGCCACCGCGCUUGUAGCAGGCGGAGCCGACAGAUUAUCGAUUAAACUCCUUGGUCGGUGGGCGUCAGACUGCUUUGAAGAAUACCCGCGUCAGUCAGCUAAAGCUUCGAUGGGGCUAUCAAGCCGAAUGGUGCAACACAAAGAGUCAAGAACCCGGUGA